UUGUCCUCCCGUCUUGCUCAAGGGCGUAUUCCUCCACCAUGACUUCCUUGUUAUCGACAAUCGCGAGAGGAACGCCUAAGGCGGCGAGAUUCAUGGCCGGGGGCGGCGCUGGCUUGAGGGCCACGCGAAUCCGUACCCUCCGGACGCUCACAGCAGGACCUCUGUCAGCAGACUCUCGGCCGUCGCUGUCGUCUGCGCUGUCACCAGCACCAGCAGCCCCCACCCACCAGCAGCAGCUGCAACGGAGAUUCCUGUCGAUCCAGUCCGAAGACAUCAACCCACAAGAAGCGGGCGCUACAGCAGCGGCUGCAGGGGAGGCACCGGCAGCAACAGGGGAGGGGGAGGAGGUGUCGGAGGAGGAAGUGACGCCGCCGCCGGCGGGGAGCCCUGAGCCCCUGUACCUGAUCCAGGUAAACGGCCUCCCGUUUACCAUGGCGACGGAGGAGAUCGAGCAGUGGUUCGACGAGGCAGCGUGCUCUCCAGCGAAGGUGGUGGUGCCGCUGUGGCCAGAGAGGUCCAUACGCGCGGGGCAGAACAAGGGCAUGGCGUACCUCUACUUCUCCAGUGAGGAGGACACCCAGAAGGCGCUGUCCCUGAGCGGGAGGUCCAUCGGGGAUCGGUGGAUCAACAUCUCGAGGCUGGUUCAGCCUCUCGAGGAGUCAUGCACGGUUACGAUCAAGGGUCUUCAUGGAUUCCCUGAGGGUGAGGUUGUGGCUAUCUUUGAGGAGGCCGUGGGCGCGGCGCCCGUGGAAGUCAAUAUCAUCGAGAACCCUAACCGAUCGCGAGGGUUGGCUUUCGUCAAGUUCGAGACGCCGGACCUGGCCAGGGCGGCGUUGCAUUUGGACGGUUCCAAUAUCCAAAACCAGUGGGUGGACGUGUCGCUGCACGUGAUGAAGCAGACCUCGAAGGAAUUCCGCCUGGGGAGCGGGUCUCAGCCGCCUUUCGGCCCAGACGUGCCCGAUGAGAUGGUGGUGAUGCUCAAGGGCUUGCCGUUCAGCCUCUUGGAUGACGAGAUCAAGGCGUUUAUCCUUAACCACGACAUUGCGGAGGACGAGAUCGUGGCGAUGAGCGUGCCCAAGUUCAACGAGACGCAGUUCAACACGGGGAUUGCGAUGAUCCACUUCAAGUCGGACGAGUCCGUGGCGCGCGCGCUCGAGCUCAAGGGAACCUACAUCGGCGAGAGGUGGGUGGAUGUGUCGCGGUGGAACGACCGCAACAAGCCCAACCAGAAAAAGUCUCACAGGCAACAGAUGGAAGAGACACGAUCCGCGGUACAGGCCUCGCUCAAGGAGAAGCACCCGUCGUUGCCGGUCGUCUCCAUCUCGGGGCUUCCCUUCCACAAGACGGAGGAAGAAGUCAUAGAGUUCCUCGAGGCGAGCGGGGUACCCAGGUCUGCGAUGUUGGAGGUGGAGAUGCCCCUUUUCCUGCAGACCCAGAACAACACGGGAGCGUGCUGGGUGGUCAUUAGCGAUGUGAGUCCUCUGUUGUUGUUAUGGGUAUGA
This is a messenger RNA of Ectocarpus sp. CCAP 1310/34, 1502 nucleotides long. The record is from the annotation of a GenBank genome assembly. NCBI's taxonomy places the organism in Eukaryota, Phaeophyceae, Ectocarpales, Ectocarpaceae.